UCCUCUGGCAAAACAUGGAGGCUGGCUACACAAUGGUUACAUGACGGAAGGAAGAAGGUUUCAAAAUGAAAAUAUCGAAAAGAAAACUUUUCCUUUUGAUAAUCUUUGCGUAUGUGGCGUUUUCACUGUAUGCCGCGUACAAUGUAUUCUUUAGCAGCAAAGUGAUUUCUCGUGUUCACCGAGUGGUGAAGAAGGAGAACGGAGGAGCCGCAGGUGGAGGGGGGGAUGGCGGUGCUGCACCGUUUCUUGCGGAAGAAUGGAAUCCGUGGGAGGAUGAACAGGUGGAGUACAAUUCGGAACUGAACAGAAAAAGAGAAGCCUUUAAAAAACACAUGGAUAAAAUUGAACGCAACAAACCCAAAAGAAACAAGGUCCAAAUCUGGGGAAAAGCCGCCAUCGGACUGUACCUUUGGGAACAUAUUUUAGAGGGGCCUUUAAACCCCACUGACAAAGUGGCACAAUGGCGGGAAGGAGAACUGCAUUCUGGAAAAGUUGAUUUCAGUUUCUACACAGGUCCUGCUGUGGUCCAGGGCCAUGUUCCGCUGGAUAUGAACAACUUGGUUCUGGUUCUAAAUGGCCGUGAGCAGCAGAAAGUGGCCUACUCCACCAGAUGGCUAGAGCAUGUUCAAGCUCUCGUAUAUUCCCGCACCGUGUCUCAUGUGGCAGUGGUCCUUCUGGGCAAUGAGCACUGUAACAACAACUGGAUCGGCCCGUACUUGAAGAGAAAUGGGGGAUUUGUGGAUCUCCUGUUUGUGGUGUAUGACAGCCCCUGGGUCAAUGAUAGAGAUGUCUUCCAGUGGCCUCUUGGAGUUGCUACUUACAGGCAGUUUCCAAUGGUCAGACCGAACGCUCAUAUAAUCACCUCAACCAGACCUUACCUGUGCAACUUUCUCGGAACAGUUUACAAAAAUUCCUCAAGAGAAACUCUCGUUCAGAUCCUGAAGCAGUCUGGCCUCGAUAAAGAUUGCAUAACGGCAACAAGAGAAAAAUGGCUUCCUCAGGAGACUGCUGACACGCUCAGCAACUAUCAGACAGCUCUGGCCCAGAGUGAGCUCACUCUCUGCCCUGUCGGAAUCAACACAGAGUGCUAUCGUAUCUACGAGGCUUGCUCUUAUGGGUCAGUGCCUGUGGUGGAAGAUGUAUUGACCCCUGGGACUUGUGCAUCUGGACCCAGCUCACCUCUCCGACUCUUAAAAGCAGCCGGGGCCCCUUUUAUCUUCCUCAGCGACUGGAAGGAGCUGCCAGCGAUCUUGGAGAAAGAGAAAGGGAUGAGUCAGGAGCAGCGGGUGGACCGGAGGAGACGAUUGCUGGAGUGGUACGCCAGCUUCCGUCAGCAGAUGAAGGAGAGGUUCACUGAGGUUCUCGAGGAAAACUUCUUUAAAAAAGGUGCUUAAAAGACUAGUAACAUUGAACGUUACGAUUCAUGUGUUUGCCUUGUGGUGUAGUGAACAUGGUGAUAGUUCUGUGCCGAUUAUUCCGUUGAUGUUUUUAAGUGAUUUUGCGACACAGCCACUGAGGAUCAACCCAAAUUCUGACGUGAUGUGGCGUUUCAUAUUUAUUCUUUUAAUGGUUACAGUAUUAGAACAAAAGCUACUUUUGUAUUUUCUAUUUUGGCUUGCACAAAUGUGCGAACCAGCUUCUUAAAAGCUCAGUGUUAGAAAUAGAUAUAAUCAUGUUGCCUUAUGUGAGGAGAAAAAAGGUGCGUUUUGUAUGUUGCUCAAGAGUGAAACAUGGAUGUUGUUUUUGUGGCAUGAGUUUGAGUCACUUUGGAGGAUGUUUAUGUUUUAUUUAUUUCCAGUGCUGUGGUGCAUGGACAGUGUGGACAGUGCAAUACAAAAUGUGAGGUCGAGUCAACAGCUGUGUUUCUCUCGUGUAGCAUGCAGAGGGCGCUACGUGCACAUUUUAUUUUUAUUUUAUUUUAUUUUUUUACCAGUUCAAGAUAAACUUGUUGAAUCACUUUUAACGAAGAGAAAAGUACAUCUAGUGUAUUUUGUAUGAUUAAAACGUGCACUAAUAAGAGAGAUCUUCGUCUUUAAUUCAAAAUCAUUGGUUAAACGGCUUCACUUUGGAGGACCGUUCAUGUUCUUAUAUGUUUUUGCGUUUGUUGUCUAUAAUAGUGAUUGCACUGGAUGUAUACUGAUGAGCCGUGACGUGAUCAAUACUUGCCUGAUAUUUGCUUGCCUCUAAAUCCGCUAGUGUUGUGGGACGCUUUAAUGAGAAAAAAAUAAAUGAGUCAGAGACCAUGUGACCAGAUCUAAAGUGAACUGUGCUGGUUAAGGGGACCUAUUACGCGUUCAACUCGGAAGUCUGUCAUAAUGUUAUUGAUGUAUAUGUUGGAAAAAGGCAUUUAAUUCUGUCAUUUUCUUAUAAAAAUCGUAUUAAAAUAUGAAAUUAAAUAAAUCAUAGACUUAUUUCUGUCAUUUCAAAUCGCUGAUGUUUUACAUAUAUGUGUAAAUUAUUAGUCAAAGAG
Molecule: messenger RNA, 2470 nt
Organism: Synchiropus splendidus (mandarinfish)
Lineage: Eukaryota; Metazoa; Chordata; Actinopteri; Syngnathiformes; Callionymidae
Gene: rxylt1
Product: ribitol xylosyltransferase 1
Exons: 6
Coding region: 66-1394 (442 amino acids)
Biological process (GO): protein O-linked glycosylation via mannose
Cellular component (GO): Golgi apparatus
Molecular function (GO): ribitol beta-1,4-xylosyltransferase activity
Source: RefSeq, a predicted model, not a curated record